AUGGCGGAUGUGGAGAUGAAAGAAGCUUCUGCUGGCGCUUCAGCCAAGGUGAAGGGGGCGAGUAAGGCCUCCGAGGGUGCUAGCGAUGGCAAGAAGAAAUUCGAAGUUAAGAAAUGGAAUGCGGUGGCUUUGUGGGCAUGGGAUAUUGUUGUCGAUAACUGUGCCAUUUGCCGUAAUCAUAUUAUGGAUCUAUGCAUCGAGUGUCAAGCAAACCAAGGGUCAUCUACAACCGAAGAGUGUACGGUUGCCUGGGGAAUCUGCAACCAUGCGUUCCAUUUCCACUGCAUAUCCCGCUGGCUGAAAACUCGCCAGGUCUGCCCCUUGGAUAAUCGGGACUGGGAAUUCCAGAAGUAUGGCCGGUAA
Aspergillus alliaceus is the source of this 363-nucleotide messenger RNA. Its product is annotated as SCF ubiquitin ligase complex subunit HRT1. Gene Ontology annotation, molecular function: ubiquitin protein ligase activity; cullin family protein binding; zinc ion binding. NCBI's taxonomy places the organism in Eukaryota, Fungi, Ascomycota, Eurotiomycetes, Eurotiales, Aspergillaceae. The transcript has 3 exons. Bases 1 to 363 code for a protein of 120 amino acids. The record is from RefSeq and is a predicted model, not a curated record. Gene Ontology annotation, biological process: ubiquitin-dependent protein catabolic process; protein ubiquitination. Gene Ontology annotation, cellular component: nucleus; cullin-RING ubiquitin ligase complex.